This is a messenger RNA of Fomitopsis serialis, 2811 nucleotides long. Its product is annotated as glycoside hydrolase. Gene Ontology annotation, cellular component: endoplasmic reticulum membrane. The record is from RefSeq and is a predicted model, not a curated record. Gene Ontology annotation, biological process: oligosaccharide metabolic process; protein N-linked glycosylation. Lineage: Eukaryota; Fungi; Basidiomycota; Agaricomycetes; Polyporales; Fomitopsidaceae. The transcript is spliced from 17 exons. Gene Ontology annotation, molecular function: Glc3Man9GlcNAc2 oligosaccharide glucosidase activity. Bases 275 to 2692 code for a protein of 805 amino acids.
GUGCCGUGGGACACACCGUAGUCCCAAAAUAUGGCGACAUGUUCGUCGUCCGACAUAAAGACGGUGGAGGGAAGAGAAUAUAACGAGCGGGAGCCGCAGAGAGCGCGGCUGUGGAUGGAGGCCUGGAGGAAGGAGCAUGGCCUGACAGUCGCGCGUCUGUUCUUAAACACCUGCCUUUUCGGGCGAUUGACUGGGCGGCGCGUCGCGACGGUGGCGGACACGAUCACCUGCAGGCGCCCGCCACGUUCUCUGUACGCGUCGACCUCAGCUAGCAAUGCGUCUCUGGUGGGCCCUCCUGCCUCUCGUCCCCGCCGCCCUCGCGCAGUCAGGAAACGACUCCGAGUCUCUGCUAUGGGGCGCAUACCGCCCCAAUCUCUACUUUGGGCUCAGGCCCAGGAUCCCGCAGUCGCUCAUGACAGGUCUCUUGUGGUAUGGCACACAAGACUACCAGUCCCUCACCCGCGCACGACAUAACUGUGAUCAGGGAGACGGUCUAAGCGGUUACACUUGGACAGAGUACGAUGCACGCGAAGGCGGGGUACAAGUCAUCAAGGAUGCUCCGAAUAACGUCGUCAUCACGACUGAGUUCCUGAAAGUACCAGGGGGAGCCCACGGCGGAAGUUGGGCCGCACGCAUCAAAGGAGAACCGCUGAAUCCAGCAUUUCCUAGUCGGAUAUCCGCCAUUUUUUAUGCUGGGCUGGAGGGCCUCGGAGGGCUAGAGAUGGAGAAUGAGGAGAACGAGAACGGUUUCAAUGGGCCUGCCAAGAUUAUGGGUAAUUCUCCGGACUUGGAUGAGUUCUCGAUCCGCAUUGUGGAUGGGCCGAAUAAUCGACAUGUCGAGAGCGGCCCGUUCGCCCACGACCAUGCGCACCGCAUUGGCAAGACUCAUUUCGCUGGCCUUCGUGCCCAGCCUGGCACGAUCUGGCAAGCAAGAGAGUUCAUUUUGAAAAACAUCCUGGACCAUGCGCGUGACGCCUUGGGGGCGUAUCAGGAUACAAGCAAAGGUCUUCCCGAUCCAUCCUUCACGUUGCAACUAUCGGACGAAGUGUACUCUGCAAGCAACCUAUAUGCAGUACAGAAACUCUUCGACGGUCCUUUCCAAUUUGAUGUGUACUACGAGAGUGAGAGCGCGAAGCAACCGUUGGAUGCCUCUGUGCUAGAAGAAGGGAUACCUGCUCUGCUCUCGAAGUACGACAAGCGCUUCGACACCGUGCUCGCCGUACCCGCUGAUUAUCCUACCACCGACCCGGAAGCACUGAAAAGCUUCUCAAAGGCCAUAACGUCCAACCUGAUAGGGGGCAUCGGCUAUUUCUACGGUACUUCGAUUGUGAACAAGGGGUUCAGAUUUGAGUGGGACAAGGAAGAAGACGACGCUUCCGAAAGCAAUUUAGAUAUCGAUGAAGGCGCCCGGUUGACUGAGCCGAAAGCUCUGCUGACGGCAACGCCCAGCAGAAGCUUCUUUCCAAGAGGGUUCUACUGGGACGAAGGGUUCCAUUUACUGCACAUCGGCGAAUGGGAUAACGACCUCAGUCUUGAGAUCUUGAAGGACUGGAUCAACCUGAUUGAUGAAGAUGGCUGGGUCGCACGGGAACAGAUCCUUGGCGAGGAAGCCCGCAGCAAAGUGCCACCUGAGUUCCAGACACAAGUCCCGACAAACGCAAAUCCGCCCACGCUUGCGAUGGCCGUCACUGCGUUCAUCCAUCGUAUCAAGGCCUCCUCUGGUGGUCUGUCCGACGCAGACCUAGGAAUGGACGUUGGCAUGGGUGCCGGCUCACAGGUCCCGCUCACUGGCGCUGUGUCCCACCCAGGUAGCAAGUACGUCACGGACCACGCGCUGGCGACGUCCUACCUGAGGUCAAUCUAUGCACCGCUCAAACGGCACUACGACUGGUUCCGGCGCACGCAACGCGGGCAGAUCAAGCAAUAUGGCCGCAAGGCACGCUCGCGCACGGAGGCGUACCGCUGGCGCGGGCGCAGCGAACAGCACGUCCUGACCAGCGGCAUGGACGACUACCCGCGUGGACCGCCGCAUGCCGGCGAACUGCAUCUCGAUCUGAUCAGCUGGAUGGCGUUCUUCUCGCGGACGAUGCGGGAGAUCGCGGAGUUCGUCGGUGAGGUAGACGAUGCCGCUGCGUUUGAGGAGAUUGAAAAGGCGACGAUCGGUAAUAUUGAUGAUCUGCAUUGGAGUGAGGAGAACCAGAUGUAUUGCGACGUCGGGGUAGAUAACGAUGAUGAGUCCUACCACGUAUGCCACAGAGGGUACCUCUCCAUCUUCCCCAUGCUGCUAGGCCUCCUUCCCCCCGACUCGCCGCACCUCGGCGCGAUCCUCGACAUCGUCCGCGACCCGGAACACCUUUGGUCUCCGUUCGGCCUGCGUAGUCUGUCUAUUUCGCAUCCUGAGUUCGGCAAGGGCGAGAACUACUGGAAGGGCCCGAUAUGGAUGCAGAUGAACUUCCUCGCUCUGCAGUCGCUUUAUAAGACGUAUGCUGUCCAGGAGGGUCCGUACCGGCAGCGUGCACAGGAGAUUUACUCGGAGUUGAGAAGGAACGUUGUGGACAACGCCUUCAAGGAGUAUCAAAGGACAGGCUACGUAUGGGAACAGUAUGACGCUGUUUCAGGAGAAGGAAGGAGAAGUCACCCAUUCACGGGCUGGACGUCCCUCGUAGCCCUGAUCCUGGCUGAGAAGUACUAAAAGCCCAGAUUGCGUAAGUGUCCUGUGCAAUGCAUCAGGCACGUCGUUUGUCAUCUUCCCAUUCUACAUGUGUAUCAUAGUACCGUUCCUACCUUUUUGCGGACAUAUGCGGACUAAAA